This is a messenger RNA of Empidonax traillii (willow flycatcher), 885 nucleotides long. RefSeq names its product retinol dehydrogenase 16-like. Lineage: Eukaryota; Metazoa; Chordata; Aves; Passeriformes; Tyrannidae. The transcript is spliced from 5 exons. The annotation marks the transcript as partial. Gene Ontology annotation, molecular function: oxidoreductase activity. The record is from RefSeq and is a predicted model, not a curated record.
CUGGCCGCCUGCCUGAGCGAGGCCGGGGCGGCGCGGCUGCGGGCGGCCGCCUCCCCGCGGCUCCAGACCGUGCUGCUGGACGUCACCUCCAGCCAGAGCAUCGCUGCUGCCACAGCCUGGGUGCGGGAGCGCGUGGGUGACCGAGGGCUCUGGGGGCUGGUGAACAACGCAGGGAUUGCCAUCCCCACCGCCCCGAACGAGUGGCUGACCAAGGAUGACUUCAGGAAGGUGCUGGAUGUCAACCUGGUGGGGCUGGUGGAGGUGACGCUGAGCCUCCUGCCGCUGCUGCGGCGGGCGCGGGGCCGCGUGGUCAACGUGGCCAGCGUGAUGGGCCGCGUCUCCUUCUUUGGCGGCGGGUACUGCAUCUCCAAGUUCGGCGUGGAGGCCUUCUCUGACAGCCUCAGGCUCGAGAUGCGCAGCUUCGGGGUGAAGGUCAGCGUGAUCGAGCCGGGCUACUUCAAAACCAUGAUCACCAACGUCGAGAACCUGGAGAGGAACUUUCUCUCCACCUGGGAGAAGCUUCCAGAAGAAAUCAAAACGAGUUACGGGGAGAGUUACUUGAAGCAGUUUGUGGCAUCGCUGAAGCUGAUCGAGAAGAGCUGCAACUCCGACCUGUCUCGGGUCACCAACUGCAUGGAGCACGCGCUGACCAGCCUCCACCCCCGUGCCCGAUACUCCGCCGGCUGGGACGCCAAACUGCUCUACAUCCCCCUCAGCUACCUGCCCUCGGCCCUCACCGACGCCGUGUUCGCCCUGUUCUACCCCAAAGCCGUGGGGAAAGCCUAAGGCAGGGGAGGUGCCAGGCUGAGGCACUGCCAUGCCUAAGCCAGGGCCUGGUGAUGGGCGGUGGGAUCUGGUGAUGGGCGGUGGGAUCCGGCAUCGCCC